Molecule: messenger RNA, 2151 nt
Organism: Rotaria socialis
Lineage: Eukaryota; Metazoa; Rotifera; Eurotatoria; Philodinida; Philodinidae
Source: the annotation of a GenBank genome assembly
AUGCACAUAGUGGAAUUCAGUCCAGGUGGCAGCGACGAUGGUUCAGGUGUUGUUACUCUUCUGGAAGUUCUCUCGAAUCUGGUCAAUGAUCCUAGCAUCACAUUCGAUCAAGUACAUCUCAUUGUUUUAUUCACUAGUGCCGAAGAACUGAGUUUGGGAGGUGCUGCAGCAUUCAUUAGUAAUCAUACUUGGAAAGCAAGCGUCCGACGAUUCAUCAAUAUUGAUUCAACUGGUAGCAGCGGUAAAGCCAUUCUUUUUCGUGUCAAACCAUCACAGGUUGUUGUUGACUAUGCACGAGUACCAAGACCUCAUGCCAAUGUCAUUGGAAAUGAAAUUCUGGAUUUGCUCGGAAGAGACACAGAUUACAGCGAGUUUGCCACGCGUGGUUUAUUGCUAGGGUACGAUUUUGCAUUCUACCUCGAUGGUUAUAGUUAUCAUACGUUACUCGAUCGACCAUCGACUGUCGAAGAAGGUGCUCUGCAGCAUCUAGGUGAGAAUACACUUGCUCUAUCUCGUGAGAUUCUUCUUGGUCGUGUCAAUCUUCAGCAAUCAUAUAGCACCGUAGAAGACGAUAAUCUUGUCUAUUUUGAUCUGCUCGGUCGAUAUCUGACUACCUAUAAAAUGUCUACAUCGACUAUUGUGCAAGCUAUUCUUAUCGGAUUAGUUGUUCUCAUCGGAAUUCUAAUGAUUGUACUAGAUCAUCUUUGGCAACGACAGCAUCCUUCAUCGGACGAUUCUCUUUCUAUCUACUUCUACUUCAAUUAUGCUAUCAUCAUGCGAAUCUCGUUCAUUUUCAUAUUCGUCUUAUCGUCUCUACUUUCAAUUAUUCUCGGUAUUCUACUUCCCGUUGUCGUUGCAUUUCUCAUGUCGAAGAUUCAACCUUUGUCAUGGUUCGGUAAUUCAACUUUAGCCUUUUUUCUCUUUGGUCUUCCAUGUUUGAUCGGUAUGAUUUCUGCGGAAGCACUCUGGGCAAUAUGCUAUCGAUGGAUUCUAGCGAAAUGGCCAAAAAAAGAUUCAAGUCAUAUGAAAUCAGUCGACACAGAUCCUGUGAAUCGACGUAGCUUCGACUUUGAACGGCAUGCUGCAUUGCUCCUUGUCUAUACUAUUCUUAUGAUCGUUUCCAUUUGCCUUGGUUAUCGUUCUCUCUACAUGAUUCUUAUCUGGUCAAUUUUCGUCUGUCCAAUUUAUCUACUAUUGAUACUGACUGAAUUCGGUUGUCAUUGGGCCCAUUAUCAAAUACCACGAUUUUUUGGCGAACGGCGAUGGUACUGGACAUUUGCACCUUAUAUUGCCUCUCUAUUUCCCCUCAUUCAUUCAUUCGAAAUGACAAGCCGUCUUCUUCGUAUGACAAUGCCGAUGAUGGGUCGUAUGUUUCAAACACUACCUGUACCACAUGAUGUUGUAAUCAGUGUUAUAAUAGCUCUCCUAGCCGCAUUAUUCUUCCUCAUCUUUAUUCCAAACAUGCAACGAACAUUGUAUUUUGGUCGGACAUUAAUUUUACUUGCCUUCGCUUUUCUCAUCGUCUUUAUUAUUGCGUGUACACGACAUCCAUUCACUAAUACACACCCAAAAGUUAUCACUGUACGACAUGUGUCACAAUCGGUCUAUCGAAUCGAAAUUCCGACCAAUCUACCAGUUCUCGUUCCAUUCAUUUCUCGUUCAGCAUCGAUUACACUUGCAUCAUAUGAUAAUAUAGGUCUGUCACCAAUUCUCGAUGAGUUUUCAACUAAAACAGGUCAGUCAUUAGCCAAUCGACAGUGUAUAAAGUCUACGAAUUGCACAUUCGAUGAUACAUUCAAUCGUAUCAUGGCUAUAAAAGAAGUCGAAUUAACAUCAAUAACGAAUACUAUAAAUUAUAAAUUGAUAUUUCGACAUGUUUCGUCUUAUCAGAUUGAAGUUUCUUCGGCAACCGUAGCCAAUAUGACUACAGAGAACUCAUCGGUGAAGCCAAGAACAGAAACGAUCAUCAUUGUGCAAUCAUUUCCUUUCACGUCGAACUUCAGUAUUGAAAUGAAAAUUGAACAGUGUGAUAUUGCAGAUUCUCCAUUUCUCAUGUCUCUCAUUCGUACGAUCCCUUAUGUGGUGAUGUGGGGACGUGGUCGAUGCCAGGCAAUCCUUGACAUAGUCACAUUGGUGAUUACUAUUUCAUGA